CUCCCCCACGCGCUUAGACUCUGAUGAAGCGAGCCGGAAUGUUACGUGCGGGUGCUGCGCGAGCGUGCCGCUACUGGAAAUGGUAGCAAAGAUGGCGACUCUAAAAGAGAAGUGCGGAUAUGGACUGUCCUGUGGUAGAUUAAUUCGCGGUAGCAAUGUAUCUGUCUUUCACGUUAAGUUGACAGACAGUGCUUUGCGAGCCUUGGAAGACUACUGGAAAUGCAAGGGUACUUUGGUUGUGCAGCCAGUAGUUCGCUUCCAAGGAAGUCAAGGGAGAAUCAUAAUUCCUCGACCAGAGGGUAAGAAUGAAUUACGGACAUUUACCUUCUACCUUUCCAAUGUUGGCAGGGAUAGUCCACAAGGGAGCUUUGACUGUGUCCAACAGUAUGUCACUAGCAGUGGCGAUGUGCAGCUGGACUGUUUGGGAAGUAUACAGGAUAAAAUUACUGUAUGUGCCACUGAUGACUCUUACCAGAAAGCCAGACAGAGUAUGGCACAGGCUGAGGAGGAGACACGUAGUAGAAGUGCAAUAGUCAUCAAACCUGGUGGCAGAUACUUGGGUAAAAGGAUACAGAUCCGUAAGGCACCAGCACCAGGGCUUUCAGAUGCUGUUCCUUCUAGGAAACGUCCAGUGCCUGUCAACCUCGCUAGUACAAUAAAGAAAAGCAACAAUAUCGCUCAGAAACCCAUAAGAGACAGGGUUUUACAUCUGCUGGCACUGAAACCCUAUAAGAAACCAGAGCUCAUUCUGCGAUUGCAAAAGGAUGGCGCAACGCAGCAAGACAAAGAUGCCCUGGAUAGUCUGUUGCAGGAGGUGGCGAAUUUGAAUUCCAAGGAUAAUACAUACACACUUAAAGACUGUAUGUACAAGGAAGUACAGACUGACUGGCCUGGAUACUCCGAAGGCGAUCAACAGCUUCUCAAACGAGUGCUUGCCCGGAAAUUGCAAAUUCCCAGUAGUGUCCCUGGAGAGAUGCCUUCGUCAAGCCCACCAAAAGACAGUGGGAACCUAACGUCUGCAGUUCAGAAACGGCUACUUCCCACUGAAUUUACUGAUCCUUUGGUCAAUAAAAAGCCUAGGAUAUCUCACCUUGCCAGUAGAACUCAACCGACUUUAAAUGGUAAGCUAAAUUCCACCACUGAGAAGGAUGUGCCUAGCCCUGUAGUCCAGUCAUCUGGAGCAGAUACUUUCACUUCCAGCGCUCAUUCUCCUGCCUUGGAUAUGCUUCAGACUCAUGAUCCUCUUUCAGAUGUUAGCAAUGACUCUAGCCACAGCGGUAAAGAUUGCGACAUGCAGGAGCCAAUAGAUAGGCUUGGCCAUCUUCCAGCAAAGGAUUGUUUGCAGGCAAGCGAAGAAAACUCACAUGGCAAGUCCAAGAAAAAAAGUAAAAAGCACAAAGAUAAGGAGAAAAAUAAGGAGAAGAAAAGUGAAGAGAAUCCAAUUUCAAGUCAAGGAAACAGUGACUUAAUAACAUGUGAGGUACACAAGAGCAGUGUUCCAGAGAAAAGCACAGAUUUGAAUGGAACCUGCAAAAACUCCUGUGUCCCAUCAUCUUUAUCAGAAAAGCCUGACUAUUUAUUAAAGUACACAGCAAUUUCAUCCUCAGAACAGCGACAACGUUACAAAAAUGACUUCAAUGCAGAGUAUAGCGAAUACAGAGAUCUGCAUGCAAGGAUAGAGAGAAUAACACACCGGUUCACGCAAUUGGAUUCUGAGCUGAAACAGCUAUCAUCUGGCUCAGAGGAAUAUAAGACUAUUCAUGAUCAAAUCUUGCAAGAGUAUCGAAAAAUUAAAAAGUCUAAUCCAGAGUAUAGUCAAGAGAAGAACCGCUGUGAAUAUCUGCACAACAAACUGGCUCAUAUAAAAAGACUUAUAGCAGAAUAUGACCACCAUCAGAUACAGUCAUGGCGCUAGCAGUUGAAUUCAUUCGGGUAGUGAAGAAAAUGCUCCCGGCUUGCACUGUUUUUCAAUGUUCUCUUAAAGUGCAGGGGGAAAAUUCCCUUUGAGAAACUAGCACUAAAGAAACUGAAGGAAACACUGGGGGAUUUUUCCAGUGGAAACGUCGUGUAGAGCAUGAUGUUUGCAUCUGUGUAUCCUAGAAAGUCAAAGCAGCACCUGGGCAUUUUUUCUCCAGGUUUUCUAAUUCAGAUGCCACAAAGAGAGGAAAAUCCACUAAUUUGAGGCCAGCACUAAGUGAAAGCUUUGGAGAGGCAUUUUGCAUGACUCUGUUAACUGCUAUACAGGAAAAGAGUAUUAGUCUGUGAGGACAGUGACCAAAUACUCACUAACUUUGUUAAUGAUGCAACUGUACUAUUCUGCCAAUGUGUUUCCCCAUAGAAAUGGAAUGUUGCUGCUGCUUUAACCCCUCCUCUUCUAGCAACACUGAUUACCAUGGUCAAGAUUUUUAUGCAAACUCCCAGACUGCUUGUAUUUUCCAUUGGUGAAUUUAACCAGUUGCUCUGGUGCCAAGGAUUAUUUCCAAGUUAAAAGUAUUUGACUGUUCAUUUCAGGCCAUCAUCCCGGGACAGUGGAUUAUUUUGAACUCUUCCUGGUUCUUAGGUUUUAUUAUAACAUUAUUUACUUUAUACAGUUUUGUGGGAAUCCAAAAAUGAUGCACUUCAUCAGCUUAAUCUUUUUUUUUAGCACAAUAGUCCUGUUAGGUUUUGAUAGUCUUGUGGCACCUUAACCCCAGCCCCCACUCUCAAGCACAUGCACAAAUUUUCAGCCUUUUACCAGGACAAAGUAAGCUUUGGGGUGCGUUUUAUAUUCUACAUUUUAUAAACGGGCUUUAGCCAUCUGAAGCUGGUAUAUUUUUGUAAAAAAAAAAGAAAAAAAAAAAAAAGAAAAGAAAAGUGGCAUGAUUUUGAAACACUGUGCCUCUGUUCUCUUUAAGGCUACAGCUUAGGUAAUUUUUAAUGCAGUUAAAUGUCCAGUAUUAAGGCAUUCCUGCAUUCGACUGCUGUGCAAGUAUGAUAAUUUUGCUUGCAGUUAGAUAAAUGGAAAAGUGAAUUCACUUAUCAGAGUUACAGUUUGUUACAGCUGUUGACAAGCUUGUAUACGCUAGCAUUUUUAUUUUGCAUCCUUAGAGUAGGAAAGGUUAACUGAUCAUUUUACAUUUCAGCAGUAGCUGAAUGAAAAUGUGUGCCAUCCCCACCUUUUUGGUUGUCAGGCCGCUGUGCCAUACUUAAAGCAGCUUUAAAAAAAUAUAGCCACUUCAGUUUGUUUCCUAGAGUGAUUUUACAAGGGCAAAGCAGUCAGUAAGACAGUACCAGUAUCUCUAGAGCAUUACUCCCACAACUGGGCGUGCAGAGACGUCUGACAUAAAAAUACCACCACUUCAUAUUACUACACAAAAGUUAGUAGUGAAGAACACCUGUGUGCAGUACUGGUAAUUCAUUAUUAUAGUACGUGAUUAAUUCCUGCUGAAAACCUGUAGGUAUGCAGUAGAAGGCCAUAGUGUCAUUUGAAAAAAUAGCACACAAGGUUUGUCAUUAUGGUAGCAUAUUAAGCUUCUUUGAACCUAUUUAUGGAAGCAAAGCAGUACAGUAUAUGGAGUUUCCCCUUUGGGUAUCUUCCUUUGCUAUUCAGCCAUGGUAUGUUUUGAUGUUUCUAGAGGCCACUACAUCUCCACAUCAAAAGUAAUAUAGCUUAAAGAAAAAAGUGUCUCACCAUUCCCCUGACUGAUGUCUCAUUUUUGAAUUUGCACACAAUUUUGUAAAAUGGAAAUAAUUUAUUUUUGCAUAUCAUGCCUGCACUGAUUUGGGUUUUCUUUCCAGGAGUUUGUCAGGUCACUACAUGACAUCACAGAAUUCUGUGAAAUAUGCAACUUGACUUUGAAACUCGGAAGUGCCUUUAAGAAGGGGGGGUUUUAGAGGUUACAUCUGCUGUUCUUGUUCUCUUAGAAGAGGCAUGCUGUGUUUACUCACUUUUUUAUACAACCCAAUCCCUUUGUGUUUAAAUUUUGCAUUUGCUUCACUUGGGGUGUAUGUAAUUGCAUAAAUAGGAGGUACUUUUUUCUGCAGUAGCUUUAAAUUUGGCACACAUGCCUUGAAACAGGUGCUGUAGAUUAUCAGGAAGGCAAGUGUUCUUCAGAAAGACUGUUAAAAAAUAUCUAAACUUGCUUGUUCCCUUAAUAGUAUUAGCCCUUCUCCUGAGCAUACCUCUCAACUGCCCAAAUUUUUGCCUCAUAUUUUCCGACUUUUCCUCAUGAACUAUCUGGUUUUCUGGAAAAUAACUGAGGACUGAAGUUGCUAAAUAAUGAGACACGUUUAAGUUUCAGACUUCAUAUCCUUCAGAAAAUGCAUGCUAAAACAUAUCCUUCAUUGUACCAAUUUACUAAGUUUAUAAGAGCAGUAUUUAAAGUUUGCCCCUUUUUUUGGGCCUUUGUCCCCCCCCAUUAUUUUAGGCUUUGUCCACAUUUCUUGUGCUAAGAGGUUGAGAGGUAUGCUCCUGGUAUCUCUAGUAUGUUAGGAAUAACAGUAAGUAAAGAACCAGUUGUAUGGUAGAGUCGAUAGUGUGUGUAUUAGUUUUGUCAUCUCAUUUGAGGGACUAUCUUUGGAUGUGCAUUGUAUUCUGCUUCACAGCCAUAAUUUUGCACAUAAACUAAAUGCAUAGCAUAUCCUAGUACAUAGUAGCCACCAAUGUUAUUUCUCUUCCAUUUAAUGCUAGAAUUCCUUUACUGGAUUCACUGAAAUUUUCACCAAAGCACUCAAAGGAUUACAAGUCAGAGUACCUUAUAAAUUUAGCAAGGCAGCAGUCAGACCAGUGACUGGGACUGUUAAACAGCUUUCCAUUGUAGGGGAUAGUAUGUCUUCCCAAGUGCACUUUGCUUAAUAGUAUUAAAUAUAUUUCAGUGCUGGGCAUUAUCUUUUCAGUUUGCAUUUUUGAGCUUAUGACCAGUUUUGUUGGAAGUGAUGUUAGCUACAGAAAGAGCACCUUUUACACCACUUUACAGUUGUCAGAAGUUUAGAAUGCAGAAGAAAUGGUCGACUAGUACACAUUACAUUAUGAAGUGUUAAUACCCUGUAGUAGUCUGUAGUUGAACUCUGUCAGUUGCCUUUAAAAGAAUUAAGUCAAUAUGGAUGCACUCUGGAUGUUUAAGAUACAUAGUAAAAAAGUUGUGAUUCAGAAGUCCCAAAGCUGAACACAGACAAAUCAUCUUGCAUCAAAUCAGAACUGUUAAAUACAUAUCCUUGUAGUGCAUUAUGAAAAUGUGCAAAGGUGUUGAUUGAAUUCACUUCUACCAGUUCAUUAGACAGUAGUAAUUCAUGAUUGAUUAAUAGCCAAUUAGUUUAUAUACCGUGGAUAACAAAAGGUGAUUUUCCACAGUUGAUUUCGUUGUUUGUUCUAGAAGGAAUUUAUUCUUUAUACCUAGCUGAUGUGACGCAUUCAAAGGUGGCUUUUUUCCUUGGAGGGUUAUAAAGUACAACCAAGGAACUUUAGGCAGCCAAAACGUGAGAUAGUCGUGAGAAUUCCUGUAGUCAAGCAUACAAAGUCUCUUAUUCCACCUCCAUUUGCCUGCUGUGUGAUUUUUGUGAAAGUCACUUGACCUGACAGUGCUCCCAGGUUGCCCCUAAAAAGGGAUGCUUCUGGCCAGUUAAUUUACCCAGUUAACAAAUAGUUAAAAUAAAUGUAUAUAUGUAAUGGUCACCUCCAUGGGGCAUACCUUCAGAAUUUGUACUGUUGAGAAACCUUAUAACAGUCAAGGUGUUUGUGCAGCUGUUUGUAAAAUUCCAUUAUGUCAUACCAGCUGUUUGAUCAAUCUGAAGGAUUGUUUGUUAUGCCUUUUUAUAUGAAUCAACGUAAAAGGGUAAAGAAGUAAACAGUUAUGUAUUCUGCACUGUAUAAAGAAAUAACUUUGAGCUGCAA
Molecule: messenger RNA, 5869 nt
Organism: Protopterus annectens (West African lungfish)
Lineage: Eukaryota; Metazoa; Chordata; Ceratodontiformes; Protopteridae
Gene: ELL
Product: elongation factor for RNA polymerase II
Exons: 12
Coding region: 80-1915 (611 amino acids)
Biological process (GO): positive regulation of transcription elongation by RNA polymerase II; snRNA transcription by RNA polymerase II; transcription elongation by RNA polymerase II
Cellular component (GO): transcription elongation factor complex
Molecular function (GO): cis-regulatory region sequence-specific DNA binding
Source: RefSeq, a predicted model, not a curated record